This is a messenger RNA of Hydractinia symbiolongicarpus, 6418 nucleotides long. RefSeq names its product ubiquitin-protein ligase E3B-like. Gene Ontology annotation, biological process: protein polyubiquitination; ubiquitin-dependent protein catabolic process. The transcript is spliced from 32 exons. Gene Ontology annotation, molecular function: ubiquitin protein ligase activity; protein binding. NCBI's taxonomy places the organism in Eukaryota, Metazoa, Cnidaria, Hydrozoa, Anthoathecata, Hydractiniidae. The coding region runs from base 29 to 3220 and encodes 1063 amino acids. The record is from RefSeq and is a predicted model, not a curated record.
AUACAUAAUACUAUAUAUACAUUAUUAAAUGUACGAGAUGUUUGGUACAUCAUCCAGUAAAAAAUCACAAUUGCUUCAAGCAGCUCAAAAUGAACGGCAAUUACGCUUACAACAAAAACAGCAAGAAAAAGCAGUGAUAAAAAUUCAGGCAUAUGUACGUAUGUUUAUAAACAAAAGAAGAUUUCAUCACAACAUUAGGAAUGAGUUCGAUGCUUGUUUUGAACAAAAGCAGACAAACAUCACUCAGCCAGCUUUAAAUGUAUUUCUCCAAGCAAGAAAAUUGUUACUUGUGUACAACUCAACUCAGGAUGAACAGCGUUUUCUGUUGCUAUGCAAGACCAUCGUUACAAGUCUUGACACCGGCAAAGAGCCUAAAUACUGGUAUAUGUCAGUGAUGUUAAUAAAAGAAUGGACCAGUGCUUGGUUGAAACAUAUUAAGCAGUUGUUGGUUAUUUGUUCCAAUCAACUGAAAACGGCAAGGACUCAUAUAUCAUCUGGUAGCAAAUCUGCGAGUAUUUAUUUAAGCAUGUUGGUGACAUUCACAGAUUGUACACAUUGGAAAAUAUUAAAAAUAAAAGGAGGAGAAAAUAUUCGACCUGUCAUGCAGCAAGUCUGCUCAUCUGUUACAAUGGAAUUAACUGCAAAAGGGUUAAUUAUCUCAUUACAGGAAUUUCUCAUGAAUGGUUUAAACAGAUCUUCAAUAUGUCUUAAUACGUUGUCCCUAUCUGCUGUUACUGCUUUAAUCAUCAGAAUUAUGAACACGUCCACGAUGAACAGUACGUCUGGUAUAAUGAUCCUGAUACUGAAAGUACUUACUGUUCCUGCAUAUAUACGUCAUGUUAAUAGUCUCUCUCCUGAUGCAACCAAACUUUUAGUUGAUUUUGAUGCUUAUACUAAAGUAUUGGACGCGCUUCACAAUUACGAAAACCUUUCCAAAGUGUAUUCUUCACUUGAUGCUCAUGUUUGUUUAUGUCUCAUAGGAAAUCUUCUUAGUUUGUGCUCUAUCAAUAUACAGAAAUUUCAUUCAACUAAGGAUAAACUUAAGAUAAUUCUUAGUGGCCUUCUAAAUCAUUGUAAGACAUUUGUUGGUGGAAAGCAUUCUGGAAAUUCAAAAUGGCAUCCAGUUUUUGGUUGGUGCAAAGAUUUAAAUAAGUCAAGGUCCAAUGAAAGUUAUAUUCAUGUUGUGUCACAAUUAAAAUGUUUGUGGAAGCAACCUUUGGUUGGUACAUUUUUCGAAAAUUUACCAAAUGUAAAUGAAUUGACAACAACUCAGGACAAUGAAACUAAAGGAAGCAUUCUUCGUAGAGCGUUUAUGAAAACAUUUAAGAAAAUAUCCUCUGGUGUUGUUGAUCUUAACGAACCAAUAGUUAUUGACAUCUGCAUGACAUGUGAUUUGUAUCAAACAUUAACAGCAACUUUGUCACAAUUAAAAUUGGAAAUUGUUGCAAGUUUAAGCCUACAAGAAGAAGUGUUGGUGCGAUUGUGGCGCUUCAUAUAUUCAAUUGGACCUGGUGCUGGAAUGAAAAGCAUUUUAAACUUCAUCAAUGAAAACAGCCAGACGUUACCUAAACCUUUGUCAUCUUUGUUGAUCCUGUUUUGUGAAUGCUCAGCCCAGUUAAUACCUAUCCUGGACGAUAUUGAGUUGUAUGAAACACAAAAACCAUACACAUGUGAUGACUUGGUACAGAUGUCGGCUUUCUUAAAUUCGCUCGUCUUCAGAUUAAUAUGGAACGAACCAGAUCCAUCAAUGCCAAAGGAAGUUGAAAAGGAUUAUACAGUUCGUAACUCCGCAUUAGAAUUGCUACUGUUGUUGUAUGAUCGCGAUUGUCGGAGACAGUUUACACCGCCUAAUCAUUGGCUAAUCAAAGAAAUAAAAGUGUCCCAAUUUCAAACUGAAUUAAAAGAGAAGAAGCCAAGAGCUCUUACAAUAUUUGGUUUCAUUCCUCACGUCAUUCCACACAUGGAAAGAGUAAAGAUAUUUCAUCGUCUUGUGAGUGCUGACAAAAGGUCACUUGGUAUCGAUAAAGAUUCACGAGCCUCGGCGCUAGUUUCCAUCAAAAGAUCUCGCUUACUCGAGGAUGGGUAUGAGCAGUUGAGUCGAUGCUCAGGCAGCCAAUUGAAAGGUAUCGUUAGAGUGAAGUUUAUAAAUGACCAGGGUCUUGAUGAAGCUGGCAUUGAUCAAGAUGGAGUUUUUAAAGAAUUUCUUGAAGAUGUCAUCUCACAUGCUUUUGACCCACAGUUGAAUUUAUUCAAGUUGACAACAGGUGGUGAUGAGCAGAGAUUGUAUCCUUCCCCUACCUCUUUCAUCCACGAGAAUCAUUUGUUAUUGUUUGAAUUUGUUGGAAAGAUGUUGGCAAAAGCUCUUUAUGAGGGUAUUUUAGUCGAUGUACCGUUCGCUUCGUUUUUUCUUAACAAUUUAUUGCAACGCCAGCAUUCUAUUCUGUACAGUUCCAUCGACGAGCUGCCAUCUUUAGAUCCUGAAAUGUAUAAAAAUUUAAAUUUUAUCAAGAGCUAUGAAGGCGAUGUUUCAGAUUUAGCGUUGGUGUUUGCUUUCGAUGAAGACGUACUUGGUCAACUGGUUACACAUGACCUGAAACCUGGUGGCCGAGCCAUUCAAGUCAACAACUCAAACAGAUUGACCUAUAUUCAUCUGAUGGCGCGAUAUCGUAUUCACAUUCAAAUUAAAGAACAAAGUUCGGCAUUUAAAUGUGGUUUUCAUUCAAUUAUCUCACCAGAAUGGCUGUCGGUAUUUUCAGGACCAGAACUUCAGCGUCUUAUAUCAGGGUCUGCGGAAACGUUGGAUCUAUCUGAUUUAAGAAACAAUACUCAAUAUUAUGGAGGUUACCAUGCUGGCCAUCAAACUAUAUCGUGGCUUUGGGACAUAUUGAACAAUGACUUUAGUUUGGCUGAGAAAAAGCUUUUCUUAAAGUUCGUAACGAGUUGCUCGAAUCCACCGCUGUUGGGAUUCAAACAUUUAGAGCCACAAUUUUCGAUACGCUUCGUGGACUGCUCCGAGGAUGAGGAUGUUGGCGAUUCAGUGGGCAGUGUUGUUCGUGGUCUGUUUAACGUUCGUAAACGCAAUUCAUCGUCAGUAGCUCGUUUGCCAACCGCCUCAACGUGUUUUAACUUGUUAAAACUUCCUAGUUACAAAAAGAAAACUAUUUUGAGGGACAAAUUAAAGUAUGCUAUCAAAUCCGAGUCUGGGUUUGAGCUUUCGUAAUAUUUUUAUUUCCGGCUGCUGCGUUUCUUCCUGAACAUGGAAAUGUUGUCGACAAUAACAUGGAAAAGUAUUAGCGAAAAUAUAGUGACAAAUUGACGGUUUUUCAAUACAGCUGAAUAUCGACGACUUAACAUCGUAAAAUGGACGGCUAUAUAUUGAAGCACAACAAAGUAUAAAUAUAAAAUAAUAUGUUGCCGCGUUAUAGCAGCGAAUAACAAACCUGGUUACAAGAUUUUGUAUACAUGUCUUCUUGAAGAUUCUUAUUGUUUUUUGUUAUGUUGGAGUGUGACUGGCUUUGUUUGUGUUAAUAUUUUUGGAAUUUAACCCUGUUUUCAUCUUAAUUUUCUUCCCUAGUUUUUAUUGUCACCAGCUGGAAAUUGUGACUCCCUUUGAACAGUUUUUACCCGAAAGACUGGGAACUAUAUUGCUAACUGUACAUUGUUUACUGUAUCCAUAUAAGAGCAUCCAGAUGAUUUCAAGACAAAAUUCGCUUAUUUGCUUUUAUUUGCGAAAAAACUAAAACAAAGCAAACUUUAUAUUUCCGCGAAUCAUCGUGCUUUGUUUCGCAUUUCAUAUGACGCAGAGAAUAACGAAAAUUCAUUUUCAACUGGAAAUAUGCGCCAUAUUUAAUUACUACAUUACGUCAUUGUUGAAUAACACAUUCGUCAGCAAAAUAUAUGUUUUUUUCACACGUACCAAUCUUUCUUCCAUACUCCUUUUAACAAAAAGGUCGUACUUCUUUCUUGUGUUUGUUUUUAUUCUUUCGAUGUUUUUUUAAUGAAUUUUAUUUUAUUAAAGAUUGUAAAAAGAUUAAGAAUGUAAUUUUCUAUUUAUUCAUUAAAAACAUCUUUAAACAUUAUAUAACAUUGUUUAUUUUUUCAUUUCUAUUGACACAACAUUUGUCAGUUUCGUGUCAAUCAUGUCAACCCUAAUAUUGUCAUCAAUUUACAUGUAUAUACCCUGUCUGAAAACAACCUUAAUCUUCACCCCCUUUUUAGUAGGGGAUAAUUAGGUUAGCGACAACCUCCUCCACAGGGCUGGUUAUGUUUUUGUAUUCGGGACGGGAAAGUUAUUGACGAACAGUGUCAACUUUGAGGACCUUCAAGUCAGCAUCAGGUGUACAAUAACCCUAAGAACGAGCUUUAACCUCGUUCCCAGGGCAUUUUGCAUUGUUGAUGAAGUUGUUUGUUGUUGGCCAUUUCGUAAUAACAGCUCAGGGGCCACAAGACCCUGUGGACGAGGUUGGAUUCUGCUCAAGGAUGGAGCGGAUCCGAUUGUAAAAUUAUGAUUUGUAAUCCAAACUGUUGAAAUUAUUUAUCAGAACAAAAGUUAUUUCUGUUUUGUUUUGUCUUUUAGUGGAGAUUUAAGUUAUGUCGUUUUUGCACCCUCGACGAGGGUUGUUUGUCAUCUUUCAUAUCAAGAAGUCAAAAACCCUGAGGACGAGUGUAGUCGUUUUCCCUGUUAAACAGCAUGGGAUCGAGAGCCUAAAAUACACAAACGAGGUUGAUUUGAAAGCUUGAGCAAUUAACUGGCAUUCUACAUUGGUUCCGAUUAAUUCUAGCAAAUUACGUUUUAAAUUACAUUAUUGGGGAAGCUUGUAAACAACUUGUUUAUAAGAUAGAAAAAAAACAUUAAAAUAAGUAUGUGACAGAAUAAUGAAUACCAUUUUGAUGCAAAAUAUGUUUGUGCAUUUUUGCUUUCCCAGGGCACCCUAUGUACUUUUUCCAUCGGAAUAGCCGAGUCCAACACUACAACGCGUUUCGGGAAGUUGUAAAUCCAGAUUGACGGGUUUUUUAACAGUCAUGGGAGCUUGCCUAGGACCUGACGUCAUCCUUAGAGAGUGCAUGUAGGGAAAUUAAGAAUGUCUCGAAAUUUCUGUUUGUUACACGUUUCUUGCUCCCCAUACAUCAUACAGGACGUAAAUAAUAAUUCAAUUAGACGUCAUUUUUUGCUGACACAGAACAACAAAGUGUUUUAUCAUUUAAAUGCGCCGUACUUUUUAUUCUAGACAUUUAAAACUGUCCUCAAGUGAGUAAUGAAAGUUGUCAGUAUCAACUCUUCCGCCGUAAAUCUGACUCAAUUUUGAACGAGAUUGAGCUUUUUCUUCAAGAAAAAUGUAAAUUUUCCCGGGGUUUGAAAUCUGAAGUACACCCGAGGUGGUUUUGUUUUGCGCAUGCGUUGUUAUUUAUUUUGGUCUGAACUUCAUGUCAUGACGAACCGAGAGAGAAGUUCGAAGAAACUGUUUGGAAAUUCAGCUCGUAACACUGGUAUUUUCUGUAUAUUCAUAGGAAACUUUCAUGUUAUGUUCUUUUUUAACCUUCAAAGAAUUUCUCCCUAACUAGCUCCUUUAUUACAUGCGUUUCUUUAUCUAUAUAACUAUUUGAAAAUCAAUGUAAGAUUGGUAGGGUGGGAUGUAGGCAAAUAUUCGGCUUGUUUUGGUUAGCCAUAGAUAGCUAGCUAUAUAUAUUUUUUAUUUCCCGUAUUUUGUUUGAAAUUCUAAUUUACAACUGUAUUUAGCCAGUACUUUAUACCAUGUCACAAGCUUCCAAAUUUACCUUCCUUGUCUGUUCUUCUUAUACCCCCAAUUGUAUGACACCCUCCUCUGAUAAUGGAACAUCAUUAAAAAGCCUCCUUUAAGAUUGCCUUCCCGACAGUUAUCUUCAUCGCAAACAGAAGAAUUGUGGAACUGUUAUAUUUUUAGAUUAGUUGUAGUAUAGCAUAGCGUUAUGAUUUUGCGUCUGGAGCAUUAAGUUUUUAUUCGCACACAUACACACAGCACAGUCAAAAUAUGUAAGAAACAUACCAAACAAGCAAAUUCUAUCACUAGCCUUUUCUGAGAACUCUACGCAAUGUCUGUCUUUUCGGCAGAGUUAUUUGCAAGCUUUUUAAUGUUGAAGAGUGGACAAAUCUCCUUCAAAAGGCAUGUUUGACUCACCCAAUACUUGUUGAUAGACAAAGUAAUGUUGACAUAAAGUCUCUGACUUAAUAGAUCACAUAGAGGUCCAAGAUACAGCAUUGGUGCUUUACUACAACCAAAAUGUAUGUUUUUUUUAUUUUUAAAAUAGAUGCCAAUAUGCACAAGAAUUUGUUUUUUCCACUGACUCAAAUGUUUUAAAGGAAAAUGCAGGUAUCAGCCUUCUAGAUAAAGUUUCAUCAUACAUUGACUUUGUAAUUGUUGAUAGAUAUCACAGAAAAAUA